AUGACUGGAAUUUAUACGUUCUUGCGGCUGCUGCUCUUGUUGGCGCUGCCUAUCCAUCUUAAUGCAUUAACUCCACAUCAUGGACUUUCUAAAGCAGUUCCCGAAUUGCUCGAUCCGCCUCAGACCGCUGAGGUAUACCUUAUUCGCCGAUACUCGCAUUCCAACACCGUCCUUGCAGGAUAUAAUACUUUCCGACUGCCGAUAAAUGGAAAUUCUACCGGUGGGGAGUUUACAUUCUUCUUGUAUAGCUCUGGGACCGGGUCUACAGUCGCUGUCUCCCCCAACCUGCAUAAAUAUCACUAUGAAUGCUUUUUCAACAUCAAGGGUCGUGUGCAAAUUUGGGCUCAGCAUGACAAUGAGAUGCAAGAAGCACGAUUCAUCGACCCUGACUCGGAAGUGCUUGCUGUUGUUGCGCCUGGAGGAUUUGAAAAGUUGAUAGACGUGAUUGGCAGAAACUGGACUACGACUACCCAUACACCAUAUUCAAAUGCCUAUAUUGACAACCCAGGAAAUGCUACUGGCCCUGUACCAGUCGCUGAAGUUGAGAAACUCACGUACUUGGAUGUUUGGUCUCAGCCCGACUUUGUCCCACGACGAGACCUUUUGAACGGUACUACACCGGGCAACGCAGCUUGGCACGACGGACCCAACUACCUUGGAAAUAACAGCGACACUUCGUACUGGAUCGCAAAUGGAUAUGGACCCAAGUACCUCAACAAGGCCAUGACUGGUUAUUAUCAGAUCGUACAGCCGCUGAUUACUCCACAGUCCCCAGGGAACUACAGCUUUACAAAGUCGACCAUCACAAUCAACGGGCCACCAUCUGAUAUAUCGGCACUUCCUUAUCAAUGCUUCCCUCAUGGCAAUGCCUUCAUGGUACUAGAGGGUACCCUUACUAUUCAAGUUAAAGGUUAUCUCCCGGUCACGCUCGUUUGGGGAGAUGUGAUAUAUGUGCCUAAGAACACCCACUUCAGUUACUAUACCUCAAACCUAUUGGUGUAA
Fusarium subglutinans is the source of this 1002-nucleotide messenger RNA. RefSeq lists its product as uncharacterized. Bases 1 to 1002 code for a protein of 333 amino acids. The record is from RefSeq and is a predicted model, not a curated record. The transcript has 2 exons. Lineage: Eukaryota; Fungi; Ascomycota; Sordariomycetes; Hypocreales; Nectriaceae.